Messenger RNA from Coffea arabica (coffee), 930 nucleotides. NCBI's taxonomy places the organism in Eukaryota, Viridiplantae, Streptophyta, Magnoliopsida, Gentianales, Rubiaceae. The record is from RefSeq and is a predicted model, not a curated record.
UAAAUUUUCAGUUGUCAUUCAGCAGAUGUUAGAUUGCUGGAUCAGAACCAGAAACAGGUAUUGCCAUCAGCAGUAAGUAACAAAACCGUAUCCAAAUCUACAAGUGGAAAGGCAACACUUAGUAGCCCAGAAUCAUGUAUAUCAAAUGGUUCUAUUGCUGCUCAAGAUCCCAACAAUCGAUCGUUGUUGGACACUGAUGGAGCUUCAACAGAUGCUCAUUCAACACGCUAUCAAGCACAGCCAUGCAAUGGUCCAUAAUAAUGCCAAGGAAACAGAAGGUUGCCAGAUAAGUGAUUGUGGUAGCGCAAACAGCAUUGUUGAGGAUGGUGGUGAUGAGCUGAAAAUGGGACAAAUUGAACAGAACUCGGGUUCCAAGGGUGCUGCAUAUGAUGCUAGCUACAACAAAAUGGAUGUACAUCGAAUUAGAGAGAGAUUAAAGAAGAGGAGAUUGGACAGGGGAACAGAAAAGAAGUCAGACAUAGGCUGAUUUAGAAGUAGGCAAUGAGGCUUGGAUAGAGAAAGAGCUUGAAAGUGGAGUAGAGAAGUUAUCUGCCUCUCCGGAGAAGCGAAAAAGGGCUGAUGCAAAAGACGCUUUCCACUUGCUGAGCAGGAAACAUAACCAGGAUAGAAGGUUUCAAAAUGAAUUUGUGAACUCUACUGUCUGAAGUGUUAAGAAACCUUCAGUUGGAAGGUUUGAUUUCAUCUACUUCGAUUCGUAAGUACUUUAACUGAGUUAUGCAUUUCUGCUUUAUAAUGACGUCCAAGCCAAGGUUCUAAUUCUGAUUAUCCAUAAUCUUGCUAUUCAGAUAAAGCCAUGUAUGUAGUCCAAAUGUUGAUGUAUAUAUGCAAAAAAAAAAAAAAAAAAAAAUUUAUGCUGUUGUAGUGGUUUCUGUAAGGUAGUUUUUUCUGUGCAAUGUAAUAUUAUUUUUU